Punica granatum (pomegranate) is the source of this 1118-nucleotide messenger RNA. Lineage: Eukaryota; Viridiplantae; Streptophyta; Magnoliopsida; Myrtales; Lythraceae. The record is from RefSeq and is a predicted model, not a curated record.
CCCACACUUCCUCAGUUGAGUUCCCAACCUCAACACCUCUCUCUCUCUCUCUCGUGUCAAAAAGAACCAAAAAAAAAAAAAAAUGUCUCACAGUCACAGCAACAAGAGAAAGCUCCCUCUGAGCUCAGUGGCAGUGGACGUUGGCUGCAGCUGCAGGAAAUCCACCAAGCUCUUCAGCUUCCUCCACCCCAAGCCCAAGGUCGUCUCCUCCUCCUCGGCCUCCUCCGCCGCCUCCUCCUCCUCCCAGCUCUACCGCCAUACCUCUUCCUCUGACGACAGCAGCAGCUACUACUCCCUCCGCCAUCUGCUCGACACCGAGUCUGCCCUCAAGGCACCCCACAAGCCCGUGAAAGGCUUCGGGCGGAUCGACGGCGAGGGCAUCGCGGUCGAGAAGGACUCUGACGACCCUUACUUGGACUUCCGGCACUCGAUGCUCCAGAUGAUCCUCGAGAACGGGAUUUACUCCAAGGACGACAUGAGGGAGCUCCUCAACUGCUUCCUACAGCUCAACAGCCCCUACUACCACGGCGUCAUCGUCCGGGCCUUCACCGAUAUCUGGAACGGCGUUUUCUCCGUCAGGUCACCCUCCGUCGAUCACUACUGUCCUUCCACACCCUCUCCAGCCGAUAAUAAUAAUACUUAUAAUCCCUAUGGCUGUGGCUACUAUUACAAGUCUUCAUGGGAGUAUUGAAUCGGCACGGCGCGACAAUACUUGUAUCGACAUAGUUUAGUAAUCAACUUCUUAAAAUAACAUUCAUGCCUACAUUUGGUGUCCGUACACAGUCCUUCGAUCUCGGCCUGUCGGGGUUGAUCUUCUGUGCAGACACCAAGUGUAGGCAAGAAAUUAAACUGAUAUGCGUGUGGUAGGACUGGUGCAGUUUCUUUAAUCGAUGCGCAUUAGCCUUCGGUUUUUCUGGGCUACGGUUCUAAUCUCAGAUCAGUAGUUAUUUUAGGAUUUCGUCAAUGUAUGGGGUGUUUUUCAUUUCGUUUGAUUUCAUGUUGCAAACUAAUUAAGAAGGCAGGGAAAGAUCAUAAACAUGAAAGCUUGCCUGUUAGUGCUUAUCAAAUGUAAUGCAUUGUUCAGGUACGGAUUCUGUUUGGAUCUUAUCUUGUGGAAA